UCGAAUAAAAACUGCACCCAACUUCCGAGGCGCCCUCAUUGCCAGCUGGACCCCAGCCUCCAACAGGUUCGGGCGCCGUGGUAGCCCCGUGCUCCGCUGCCCCCCGCCCAGCGCCCGGCCCCUCCGGCUCCACUCGCUUGCUUUCUCGGCCGCUCCGACGCCAUGGACACGUUCUGGUGGCGCGCAGCUUGGGGACUCUGCCUCGUGCAGCUGAGUCUGGCGCAGAUCGAUCUCAAUAUAACCUGCCGAUACGCAGGUGUAUUCCACGUGGAGAAGAAUGGUCGCUACAGCAUCUCGAAGACUGAGGCUGCUGACCUCUGCAAGGCCUUCAAUUGUACGCUGCCCACCAUGGCCCAGAUGGAGGCAGCCCUGCUCGUAGGGUUUGAGACCUGCAGGUACGGUUUCAUAGACGGGCACGUGGUGAUUCCCCGGAUCCACCCCAAUUCCAUCUGUGCUGCAAACAACACGGGAGUGUACAUCCUUACAUCCAAUACCUCCCAGUAUGACACGUAUUGCUUCAAUGCCUCAGCUCCACAUGAAGAAGACUGUACAUCAGUCACAGACCUACCCAAUGCCUUUGAAGGACCAAUUACCAUAACUAUUGUUAACCGUGAUGGCACCCGGUACACCAAGAAAGGGGAAUACAGAACUAACCCCGAUGACAUCAACCCCAGCACCGCUCCCGAGGAGGACAUGAGCAGUGGAUCCUCCAGUGAGAGAAGCACUUCAGGGGGCUACAACAUCUUCCACAGCCAUCUUCCAACCGUGUACCCGACCCUGGACCAAGAUAGCCCCUGGGUCUCCAGCAACCCAGAGACUACCCCGGCUACCAUUACUUCAACCGUGCACUCAAACAGCCUUGCAGCAGCUCAGGAGCAAAAUAACUGGAUAUGGCCCUCGUUUGAUAAUUCACAGCCUAAGACUCAGGAUCAGACAACAACAGCAAUGGCAGCUUUGAUGAGCACUAGUGAUACAACUUCCAAAACAACAACCGAGAGGCAAGAAGCCCAGGAUUGGUUUUCUUGGUUGUUUCAGCCAUCAGCAUCCAAGAUUCAUCUUCACACCACAACAAUAAUGGCUGGUACGGAUUCAAAUAUCAUCUCAGCAGGCUGGGAGCCAACUGAAGAAAAUGAAGAUGAAAGUGACAGACACCCCAGUUAUUCUGGAUCAGGCAUUGAUGAUGAUGAAGAUUUUAUCUCCAGCACCAUUGCAACCACACCACGGGUUUUUAACCACACACAACAGAACCAGGAUUGGACGCAACUGAGCCCAGGCCAUUUGAAUCCAGAAGUAUCACUUCAGACAGCCACAAGGAUGACUGAUGUGGACAGAAGUAGCACCAGUGCUUAUGGAGAAAAAUGGACCCAGGAAACACACUCUUCUCUCAGUCACCAUGGAUAUCACGAUGAAGAGGAGACCCAGAAUCCUACAAGCACAACCCGGGCACCCCCUACUAGUACAACAGAAGAAACAGCUACCCAGAAAGAGCAAUGGUUUGAGAAUGGAUGGCCUGGGGAAUAUCCCCAAAUGCCAAAAGAAGACUCUCAUUCAACAGCAGGCACAACUGCAGCCUCAGCCCAUGACAGCCAUCCAAAUCAAAGAGUGACAAUGCAGAGCCAAGAGGACCGUUCCUGGACUUAUUUCUCCGACCCAGUCUCACAUCCAAUGGGACGAGGUCAUCAAACAGAAAGAAGGAUGGAUAUGCACACCAGCCGUAGUACAACACUUCAGCCUUCUGCAGAUCCAAACACAGGUUUGGUGGAAGACUUGGACAGCACAGGACCUCUUUCAGUGACAACUCAGCAGAGUGGUACUCAAAGCUUCUCGACAUCACAUGGAGGCUUGGAAGAAGACAAAGACCAUCCCAUGACUGCUACUCCAACAUCUAGCAAUAGGAAUGAUGGCAGAGGUGGCAGAAGAGGUGGAAAUCUUCCUGAAGACUCAGCUGCUUCAGUGGAAGGUUAUACUCCUUAUUCUCCAGACACAAAUGAAUACAGAACCCUCAUCCCAGUGACCCCUGCUAAGACUGGGUCCCCUGAAGUUACUAUUGUUGGAGAUUCUACUUCUAAUGUUGAUCUUUCUUUACCAGAAGACCAAGACUCAUCCCGUGACCCCAGCGGGAGGUCCUAUACAACUCAUGGAUCCGAAUCAGCUGGGCACUCAAGUGGGAGUCAGGAACGUGGGGCAAACACAACCUCAGGUCCUAUGCGGAAACCUCAAAUUCCAGAAUGGCUGAUCAUCUUGGCAUCUCUCCUGGCCCUGGCUUUGAUUCUUGCAGUUUGCAUCGCUGUCAACAGCAGGAGAAGGUGUGGGCAGAAGAAAAAGCUGGUAAUCAACAAUGGUAAUGGCACCAUGGAGGAGAGAAAGCCCAGUGGACUCAAUGGAGAAGCUAGCAAGUCUCAGGAGAUGGUGCAUUUGGUGAACAAGGAGUCGUCAGAGACCCCAGACCAGUUUAUGACCGCAGAUGAGAGGCGGAACCUGCAGAAUGUGGACAUGAAGAUUGGGGUGUAACACCUACUCCGUGACCUUGGAAAGAAACCAUUGUCAGAGACAUAAUUUUUACAGGGAGCUGGGACACUUCACAGAUGCGAUAUUCUACUGAUUGUUUCAUUGGGAAUCUUUUUUCAGCAUAAAAUUUUCUAUUCCUUUUUGGGGUUUUUUGUGUGUGUGUUUUGUUUCUAAAAGUCCAUUCCAAUUCAUAAAAACCGCAUUGCUUUCUGAAAUGAGGGCCCAGUUUAUAAUCGGCAAGAAUUUGACUGUUCCAGUUCCCACCUAGAAGCCUUUCACCCGCUCUGGGGUGUGCUAUGGACGGCUUCUAGCAAAAGCCACACAUCCAUCUUCCUGAUCCUCAACCUUCCCUCCACCCCACCGACCAGGGAACAGCCACCUGCUAAGGACAUCCCCCAGGGCUAAGAGGGAUUGGUCCCUGGGAGGAAAUUUGAAUGGGUCCACAUUGCCCUUCCAGCAGCCCAAUCCCAGGACAUUUCUUUCCAGUGGGGUAGGGGAAGGGGGUGCACUGGUCACACAUCCCCUCCUACAGACCCCCUGGAAAAUUUUCAGACGCUUCUGGAAAAUACCCAAACGGUGAAGCUAUUUAUCUGUAGUAAGCUAUUUAUCUGUGUUUUUGAAAUAUGAAACCCUGGAGGUCCUUUGAUCAGAAUGAUUAUUUUGUUGUUGUUACUUUGUCAGAGGCAUAAAAGGGUUUACGCUAAUUCAUAAUAAACAUCUUUACUUCUUCCACUUUAA
This is a messenger RNA of Kogia breviceps (pygmy sperm whale), 3246 nucleotides long. Lineage: Eukaryota; Metazoa; Chordata; Mammalia; Artiodactyla; Physeteridae. The record is from RefSeq and is a predicted model, not a curated record.